Messenger RNA from Hemicordylus capensis (graceful crag lizard), 5531 nucleotides. It is a transcript of the gene CDH18, whose product is annotated as cadherin 18. The record is from RefSeq and is a predicted model, not a curated record. The transcript is spliced from 16 exons. Gene Ontology annotation, molecular function: cadherin binding; calcium ion binding. Gene Ontology annotation, cellular component: catenin complex; plasma membrane; adherens junction. The coding region runs from base 1006 to 3378 and encodes 790 amino acids. Gene Ontology annotation, biological process: multicellular organism development; cell morphogenesis; homophilic cell-cell adhesion. NCBI's taxonomy places the organism in Eukaryota, Metazoa, Chordata, Lepidosauria, Squamata, Cordylidae.
UCAUUGGCUGCUUAAACAGAGGCCUAUUAGAUCCAAACGGGCUGAAUUGAUUAUACAGCAGCAGAAGGAGCUCAGUGCACAGUGAGCAUCGAGGCGAGGAAGCAAGAAAGAGGAAGAGAAUAUGUACUAUGGCAUCAGUAUGUAACUGCUGGAGCCAGAUAAUCCUGCUACCUAGCUCCCUCCGUGGACAACUUACUGUGCUGCUUUCUCCCUUCGUGAGAGGAUUUCACAGCUGUAUGCCUGUGAAACAGCUAACAGGACUGGACCUUGGAAUAGUUCAUUUGACUUAUAAGCUGCAUCUCUGAAAUACUGGUUCAUUACUGACAACUCUGGACUCAAUAAGACCCCCUAAGAACUGAAGAUACAUACAAAAUCAUAUCUGAGUGCGACCAGAACCUGGUUUGAUGUGGAUCAUAAAUCCUUAGCACAAACAACAAAGACAAUGACUAAAUGCAAGAACAUAGAUCUCAAAUAUCUCCAAAGUGAUACAUAACUGGUUUUCCUGCCAUCUCUCGUCCUCCUCCUCCUGAUACAGAGAUGCUAAAGCUGGAGUGAAUAAGCAAUACUGAGCAUUGACGUAUUCACCAUCUAAAAGGAUAAAAGAUUCAAAGAGAAGAUAUUUCAGAACAGUGGGAGCUAUUUUAAAAUGUACGGCUGCAUUCAAAAGAUCUAUAGAUCUCAGCCUUGAAUAACUUGGAAAUUGGGACACUGCUGGGAUAUCAAGGCAAUCUGAAGAGACUGUAAAAAGAGUAAAAUGUGUGACUCCAGCAAUCAGUUGUGAAGAUCACAGAAGAUAUACCAGCAUUUUUCUAACGCUGAUUUUCAUGAUGUAAAUACACUCUGACCAAUGAGCAGCUGAACCAUGGACAGACUAAAAAAAAAUUCGUGGACUGUGUUUUUAAAUUGGCUCUGUCCUUCCCCCAUGGGAGCCUAUUAGUGGACUACAGUGGGGAAAAAAGAGGAGAAAGGGGAAGAAAACACCUUGAACUGGAAAGUUAUCCUACAAUGAGAAUUACGAGCACAUCUUGUAUCUGCCCAGUCCUAGUUUGUCUCUGUUUUAUGCAGAGGUGUUAUGGAACUGCACAUCAUGGCUCCAUCAAGGUGACCAGAAACCAAACCAAACACGCAGAAGGGGAAACAGAAGUGCACCAUCGUCCCAAACGUGGAUGGGUGUGGAACCAGUUCUUUGUUUUAGAAGAGCACAUGGGACCAGAACCGCAGUAUGUUGGAAAGCUGCACUCCAAUUCUGACAAAGGUGAUGGAUCAGUCAAAUACAUCCUUACUGGAGAAGGGGCUGGGACUAUAUUUAUUAUUGACGACACAACGGGGGAUAUCCAUUCAACCAAAAGCCUAGACAGAGAGAAGAAGACACACUAUGUGCUACAUGCCCAGGCUAUUGAUAGACGGACAAACAAGCCGCUUGAGCCUGAAUCGGAAUUUAUUAUUAAAGUACAAGACAUCAAUGACAAUGCACCCACAUUUACAGAUGGUCCUUACAUCGUUACUGUGCCAGAGAUGUCCGAUAUGGGUACCUCAGUCCUUCAGGUGACAGCUACAGAUGCAGAUGACCCCACCUAUGGAAAUAGUGCCCGGGUGGUGUACAGUAUUCUUCAGGGACAGCCAUAUUUCUCUGUUGACCCUAGAACAGGUGUCAUCAGGACAGCCUUGCAUAACAUGGACAGGGAAGCCAGAGAACAUUAUUCAGUUGUCAUUCAAGCCAAAGACAUGGCUGGACAAGUUGGAGGACUGUCGGGAUCAACAACUGUAAAUAUAACACUCACGGAUGUCAACGACAAUCCACCCAGGUUCCCUCAGAAACAUUAUCAACUGUAUGUUCCUGAGUCGGCACAAAUUGGCUCUGCAGUGGGCAAAAUCAAAGCUAAUGAUGCAGACACAGGGUCAAAUGCAGACAUGAAAUACACGAUCAUAAAUGGGGAUGGCUCUGGAGUCUUUUCUAUAUCAACUGACAAAGAAACACGAGAAGGGAUUAUUUCCUUGAAGAAGCCACUCAACUAUGAAAAAAAGAAAUCCUAUAUUCUUAAUAUAGAAGGAGCAAAUACCCACCUCGAUUUCCGCUUCUCACACUUAGGACCUUUUAAAGAUGUAACUAUGUUGAAGAUCAUUGUUGGAGAUGUGGAUGAGCCUCCAUUGUUCACUUUACCUUCCUAUGUGAUGCAUGUUUAUGAAAAUGCCAAGGUCGGGAGUGUUGUGGGCACUGUAACAGCACAAGAUCCAGACAAUGCUAACAACUUAGUAAGAUAUUUCAUCGAUCACAGUACAGAAGAAGAUAGGUAUUUCAUCAUUGACGCAAACAGUGGAACUAUUAAGACUGCCAAAGUCUUUGAUCGAGAAGAAACCCCUUGGUACAACAUCACAGUCACUGCUUCUGAACUUGACAGUCCUGGCCUCCUGAGCCAUGCCCCAGUUGGAAUUAAAAUUCUUGACGUCAAUGACAACCCCCCAGAGCUCACCGGAGACUAUGAUGUAGUUGUCUGUGAGAAUGCAAAGCCUGGUCAGGUCAUUCAGACUAUCACUGCUACUGACAGAGAUGACUUUGCAAAUGGGCAAAGGUUCCAUUUUUCUCUGGACGACAGUCUUUCUUUGAAUCCCAACUUUACACUAAAGGACAAUGAAGAUAACACAGCAAGUAUCCUGACCCGACGGAGAAGAUUUAGUCGCACUACCCAGGAUAUGUAUUACCUCCCUAUUGUGAUCUCUGAUGGAGGGAUCCCUUCUCUCAGCAGCAGUGCCACCCUUGUGAUCCGGGUAUGUGCAUGCGAAAGAGAUGGGCGUGUGCGGACGUGCCAUGCAGAAGCAUUCCUCUCCUCUGCUGGACUGAGUACAGGAGCCUUAAUUGCCAUCCUCCUGUGUGUCAUCAUUCUCCUAGCAAUAGUGGUCCUUUUCAUCACCCUGAGACGCAGCAAAAAGGAGCCUCUGAUCAUUUCAGAGGAGGAUGUCCGGGAAAAUGUUGUCACCUAUGAUGAUGAGGGUGGAGGUGAGGAGGAUACUGAAGCUUUUGACAUCACUGCUCUGCGGAACCCAUCAGCUGCUGAAGAACUGAAGUAUCGGAGGGAUGUUCGGCCUGAAGUUAAACCCACGCCCAAGCAUCCAACUUCAUCCAGCCUUGACAGUAUAGAUGUUCAGGAAUUUAUUAAACAAAGACUAGCAGAAGCAGACCUCGAUCCUAGUGUGCCCCCAUAUGAUUCCCUACAGACAUAUGCAUAUGAGGGUCAAAGGUCAGAAGCCGGAUCUAUCAGCUCUUUGGAUUCAGUCACUACACAUUCUGACCAGGAUUAUAAUUAUCUUGGAGAUUGGGGACCAGAAUUUAAAAAGCUAGCUGAACUUUAUGGAGAAAUAGAAUCUGAAAGAACAACUUAAUUAUCAUUCCCCAAAUAAGGAACACUUUAGUUCCCCCAGCAACUUGGAAAUGUAAUGGCAACAGCAGUUUAAAAAUCAAAAGAGGGGGAAAAUAUGAAUACAGUACAUGGAACAAACUGAGCAAGCUGUACACAGUUACUGUAGAAACAAGUGCCCUUUUCACAUUUGAAACUGGGUUCUUCAACUGGAAGAAAGAUAAAUUUGGGGAGGGGGAUAUACCCUCCUCCGGGGGGAAAAAAGAUUGUCCCUUUCUGUAUAUUUUUAAUUGCUCAAUAAAGUAUGUGGUGCAGUAUCAGUAACGAUACCUUAAGUAAACCAAGCAAUGGCCAAUAUUACUGCAAUAUCCCUAAAAGCACCAGAGCUACAGUGAGUCGAUAGUGGUGCCUUCUCAUGAGAAGAACUAAUCUUAUUUGGAUGGGUAUGGCAUUUUGUGUCUAGCUCUGUUUAUAGGCUUAGCGUCUUAAGGUAACCAUUGUGGAGAUUCAUUUGCUUCUAUUUUAAUAAAUCCCAACAGUUCUGCUUCUUUCUGAAGGGUCUAUUGGAAUUAUCCAGUCAAGUGCCAUUUUGGUGUCUGCCCAUCCUAACAUUCAACUGGAUUUCAGUUAAAAACCAAGAUCUGUGGGGAAAUGUAACAUUUGAGUUGGCCAGUUCUAAUCUUUCCAUCCAUGGAGAGGUAAUGAAGCAAAAGUUAAUUUGCUGCUUGCUACUCAUAAUCCCCCCUCCAGUUACUGAAGGAUAUCAAAGCUGUUGCUUCCCUUUUAUAGUUAUUUUGCCUGUUACUUUUUACAGUUUUUUAAAUUUAUUUCUUUUUAUUUAAAUGGAACAGUUUGAAACAUCUUUCUGCUAUGAAGUGGAAGAUCAAUAGGUUUUCCAGUUUAAAAUGUGUUGACGUAUUAUGUGUUGAGCUAUGCAACAGCUUGGGUUUGCCUGGUCUUCAUUGAGAUUGGUGAAUGUAGAUAAGAUGUAACCAAUCAAAUGCUGCUCUAAAUCCAAAAAAUGAAAUAGUCACUUAGUAAGGUGACAUCAUAGUCAUUUCUAUAUGUUAGCACGAAAGAGCACAGAUGGUGUAGAGCAUGUUGGGCAACUCCAGUGUAAUGUUCAACAUCUGUGAGAAGGAAGGAGUCAUCAAACCCACAAGUAAUCUGAAGGCAGACAAUGGAAAUCCCACCUCUGGGUCUGGGCAUUUCAGUGUAAUGGCCCAAAAGACAGCACCAGUAAGACACCAUUUCAGGGUUAUGCCCCAAAAGACAGCACCAGUAAGACACCAGUACUGUUGGUGUCCAGACUGGAGUUGUAAAAGGAUCUUUGCUUUUCUCAAAACUUAUUGUAAGAGAAUGGAACUAUUAUGGCAACACCCAACACGUUUCAAGGGACACAUACUUGUUUUAUAUCUAAUUAUUUUAGUUAAUUGGUAAUAUAUGUUUGCACUGUUUUAGUCCAUUUGUUGAAGACUGUACAUCUAUUUCCAUUACUCAUUUAUUCAUUUAUUUUUGAAUGUCCAUACCACCUUUUGUUAAAACCCAGAUUUUAUGUUCUCUUGUAUUUUAUUUCAGGAUUACAAUGGUAAAGCAGUUUUGAUCCUUCAAAACAUGUUGGGUAUUUGCAUAAGAAUGAUAACAAAACAUCUAUUGUCUCAUAAUAAAAUUUGAGAAAGAAAGAUAUAGCUCUCUCUCUCAUCUCUCUCAUGCAGCGGUGGUGUUGCCUUCUCUUUGUGUCUGGGCUUUCACAAGAUGGAGAUGGGAAGCCUCCUGCGAAAAUCUGAGUAGACUACUCUCAGCUCUUUAAUAAAAGGGUGGGACACACAUUUAAUAUUUAAAGUGGUCCUGUAAGUGUAUGAGCAUGGGGAUGUUAUCUUCUCUAGUGAACAGAAUCCUAAGAAACUUUUUGGAGUUCCUCCCUGGAUAAAGCUGGGCCUUGCUCAGAUACUACUGGGCAGCUUACAUAGAGAACCAUGUGCAUUCGCAUGAUCACUUCACAAAGUCAUCCCCAUGAGGGCCACUCUGCUUAAGCCAAUGGAUUAGUGCAUCAGACGUCAGAAGGGCUCAUUUGUUGAAUAAGGAAAUACAGCCAAGAAAAGAUUGUAUUAGUACUAUGAUUUGUUUAAACAUUUUAAUUUAUUUAGAAUUCAUUAAUUAAAUUCCAAUUUUAUCUCA